Molecule: messenger RNA, 1922 nt
Organism: Sorghum bicolor (sorghum)
Lineage: Eukaryota; Viridiplantae; Streptophyta; Magnoliopsida; Poales; Poaceae
Product: beta-sesquiphellandrene synthase-like
Exons: 7
Coding region: 5-1855 (616 amino acids)
Biological process (GO): diterpenoid biosynthetic process
Molecular function (GO): terpene synthase activity; magnesium ion binding
Source: RefSeq, a predicted model, not a curated record
UGCAAUGGCCACCAUGAUCUCCUGCAAAUUAGCAGUGCAUCACCGUAACAGCAGCAGGAGCUACCACAUUAUUGCUGCCUCCGAAUCGCAGUCGCUCAGGCGAAGAAGCAUUUCAUGGAGUUGUUGGCAGAAGCAGCAGUGGCGGCAGCAGACAAGGUUGCAAUGCCGCCAACUGCAGCAGGAUACCAACCCAAGAACAGAGCGAGAUCUUGACGACGAGGGUGACAGACGUCUGAGGCAGAACGCCAGCACUUUCCACCCAUCUAUAUGGGGAGAUAUCUUCCUCGGUUACUCCAACCCAGCAGCAGCUUCAUCGCAACAGCAGAUUCAGAUGACAGAACGAGCUGACGAACUCAGGGAAGAAGUGGCCGAAAUGAUAGCAAGUUCAACUACAACUGCUAGUAGGCUGCACCUUAUCGAUGCAUUGGAGCGUCUAUGCUUGGAUCACCUGUUCGAAGAUGAGAUUAGUGCUGCACUUGCACAGAUGGAGACCGCUGAUGUCAGUGACUACGAUCUUGGGACAGUAGCAUUGUGGUUUUGUCUACUUCGGAAACAUCGAUACAGGGUCUCGUCAGAUGUAUUUGUGAGGUUCAAAGAUGAAAAAGGUGGUUUUCUAGUGGACAGUCCUCAAGACCUAUUGAACCUUUACAAUGCUGCGCAUAUGAGGACCCAUGGAGAGGUAAUACUUGAGAAAGCCAUACUGUUCAGCCAAAGGCGUUUAGAAACAAUGAUACCCUACAUGGAAGGGUCAUUAUUGGCACGUGAAAUAAAAUCUGCACUUGAGAUCCCUCUCCCUAGAAGAGUUAGAAUUUACGAGUUAAAGUACUACAUCUCUACCUAUGAGAAAGAUGCCACAGUGCAUGAGAAGGUGUGGCAACUUGCAAAGUUGAACUCAAAUAUAAUGCAGCUGCAUCACCAACAUGAGCUGGGUAUCAUUACAAGGUGGUGGAAGGAUAUAGAUAUUGAAUCAAGGCUUCCAUUUGCUCGAGAUAGACUCGUGGAGUGCUAUUUCUGGAUACUAGGGGUAUACUGUGAACCAUGUUAUUCACGAGGACGAAUAAUAAUGACAAUGAUGACUGCCAUUGCGACCCUUUUGGAUGAUAUUUAUGAUUCCUAUGCAACUCCAGAUGAAUGUGAAUUAUUUACCAAGUGCAUUCAAAGCUGGGAUUCAAAGGGGGCUCAUGAUCUUCCAGAGUGCAUGAAAUUUGCUUUGGAGAAGAUAUUCGAUAGUUAUGAAACCAUUGAAAAUAUGCUUCACCAGGAGGAGAAAUAUCGCAUGGCGUAUCUAAGAUACUUUGUAAAAGACCUAGUUAGAAGCUACAGCAAGGAGGUAAAAAUGCUUCAAGAAGGAUAUAUUCCAAAGUCUGUUGAAGAACAUCUUAAGGUUUCAGUCAUAACUACCACAUGCCCCUUUUUGUCAUGUGCUUCCUUCGUUGGGAUGCAUGAUAUAGCAACAAAGGAUUUCUUUGAUUGGGUUUCCAGUGUACCUAAAAUGGUACAGGAACUUUCCGUGAUUCUUAGACUCGUAGAUGACCUCGGGUCAUAUGAGCGAGAGCAACUGAUCCCUCAUGUUGCAUCGACAAUCAAUAGCUACAUGAAGGAGCAUAAUGUCUCCAUUGAAGUUGCACGUGGGCAGAUACAAGUACUCAAAGAGAAAUCAUGGAAAGAUUUUAACAGCGAGUGGCUCAACCCUGACAAUGAUGCCUAUCCAAAGCAGCUACUGGAGAGGAUAUUCAACUUCACGCGGACAAUGGAAUUCAUUUACAAGCAAGGAGAUAACUUCACAAAUUGCCACAAUCUAAAGGAUACCAUCCAUUCGUUGUUGUUGGCUGAACCAUUUAUGAUCCCCAUUUAGCACUAUGUGUUGUUGUAACAACUGAAUCAUAACAUCUAAUUUAUAUGUAUAAUGUUGGAUUACCUUA